UUACGUAAUAAACCUGUCCUGAUAAGGCAGAUUCAGACCAAAAAUGUCUCAUUCUCUUUCCAGAAACCAAAACCACUUGGGACGAGUAAGGAGACAGGGAAGGCGAAGGUGAAGCUCAGUGCGCUAUUGGCUCCUCCCACCUUGUGUCUGUGUGUGAGUAGCGCUGCGGCUGACUGUCAGUCCCGCUCUGUGAGCUCCUGAGCUUGCUCCUCACCGCGCUACUCGGGAAACUGACUGCCAGCUGACUGCCAUUCCACAGCAACAUCAGAUCAAUACGACAAUUCAAAUAUUGACCUAGAGCAGCUGUGAGAAAAUAUUAUACUUUCUUCUGUCUGCACCCACUGUGAUCUUCGGGAAAUCAUUAACAUCCAGUGAAAGCACCAGUAGAGAUGCCGGCAAAAACGCCCAUCUAUCUUAAAACUUCCACUCCCAAGCGAGGUAAAAAGCCAAAACUUCGAGAUGUACUUUCAAGGGAGAUGAUCAGUCCUCCUCUGGGAGAUUUUAGGCACAGUGCUCACAUAGGACUUGAUGGAGAAGGAGAUAUGUUUGGGGAGCUGUCCUUUUUGCAAGGAAAGUAUGACCUGAUUCCAAACAUGGGUCGGAAGUUUACCAUUCAUAGUACUGACACCAGCCUUGAUGAAGAGUUUCACAAUGAUGCCAGUUCUGCGAGUUACAGAUCAUAUCUGAAGAGUGCAGUGUCUCUUCCAGCCUUCAGUGCUCCCCAUAGUAAGGAGAGAGCACCACCAAAGCCCCCUAGGUUACACUUGGAAGAGGCUCCAAGUCAACGUUCUAUGUCUAUCAGCUAUGGUGAAAGAUGCUUUUCAAGAGAUGAGAAUGUUUCAUUUCCAUCUAUCCCUUUGGACCAAGACAGCGGAAAUCUUGUGGCUUAUGAUAGUUCAUCUGAGGGAUCAAUCAAUGAAGAUAGUGCCCAGAGCCUUGGUUCCACUUCUGACCCAAUGCAGGAAAACAAAGACAACCAACUCACCCAGGAACAAGGCAUUCCAAAAUCCGAGUCCCUCUCUGGGCUUGAAUUAGACCUGGGACCUUCCAUCUUGGAUGAUGUUUUGAGGAUAAUGGAUGAUUAUAAACUUUAAGACUAUGAGAAAAAUGGAUUAUUUUAAACUCUUAGAUUAAGGAAAACAGAGAUUUUGUACAAAGAUACAUGAACAUUAUUUAUUAACUUGGAAUGAUUUAACAAGGAACAACUUUCUUAAAGGUUUAAUAAACCAACAGUUGUUUGCAAAGCAAACAAUGGGUUAGAACCCAAAAUACUGUCUUACAGUAGAUGUGAGUAUUUAGACUUUACACACUCCCUAUAAAGUUAUCAAAGUAUUGUUCAUUCCAGUGGGUGUUCUUUGCUAGCUUACAAACGGAUUCAAGAGGAUGAAGCAGCACUGGGAUAUAUAAUUCAUUAAGCUGCAAGUAGAGUAAAACUUGGAUAACAUGAACUAGCAUGGAUGGAGUUGGAGGAUGCAAACAGCCCAACAUAAAAUAGUCAUUCCGCUAACUAUCUACAGAUGCUGUGUUCAGUAUAGGAGCAUAUGAAAAACAGACAAGUGUUAUGAUGUUGACCCUUAACCAACUGAUGAUUUAGGUUUCCUGGCAAUAACGGUAGUCUAUAUCCACGGCUGGCAGUAGAUAUUGAGUGUCUAUUUAGUGAGGGAAAAGGUCUGCUGUUAGAAUGUGUCCUAUAAAUAUUUGAUGUUAAAAGCCAGUAUUUUGGCACCAAGGUACAGCAACCCGAUAGGGUGAUAACACAAUUUCCUAUGUGUAAAAAAUGUCACAGUUUUCCCAGGUGCAGGAACACAUAGUAACCAAUGAAAUGGUUACUUUUAAACAGAUUGCCAGUAAAUGUUAUCUGCUGAUUAGUUGUUAAGAUUGAUACGAACUAUGACAAACUUUACUCCUUGUAUUACAAAACCCUCAUAUAGCUUUAUAUACCACCUAAGGUAAAUCAUAAGAACAGCAAAAGUCUGAAAGGAUUCCACAUGCAUUGAAUGACACAGGGCUACAGAACAAUACGGCUACUAUUUUGAACAGAUUCAGGGUCACUUUGGAUGUUGCAACACAGACUCCCAGUUCAGUAACCCAUAGUAAGCAAUCAGUAGUUGAUCUUUACUGCCCAUGGGCUUCAUGGUAUCAAUUGCAGUAGAGCCCCAAUUUUACACUUCCCAGGGGACGGUGUCAAAAUGGCAUAAACUCUGGAAAACCAUAAAAUCCAGGGGAAAGAAAUGCCGCUUGCUGUAUGUGACCUAAAAAAACAGUGUCUUUCCUGGGAAAUUAUAAAAUCCAGGAUGUAAAAUCGUAAUUGUACUGUAUGUCAUUUCCAGAUUACUACAUAAGGGAAAACGUUGCCUGUUACACUAUGUCACUUUAUAACCCCCUUGGUCUGGAUGAUGGCAAUCACUAGAAAAAUCUGUUUUCACUAGCAAAAAUCAUUAUACAUAAAUAACAUCAUAACUGUUAUACUAUUACCUUUAAAGUACCAAUGUAUUCCAUUGUGUAUGGGUCAUGUAUAAUAAAUUAAAAAAAUUAAAGGAGGAGUAACAUCAAAAAAUUAAAGUGUUUUGCAUAAUGUAAUACAAAUAUAAUGCAGUGUUGCCCUGCACUGGUAAAGAUGCUGUGUUUGCUUCAGAAACACUACUGUUUAUAUAAAUAAGCUGCUAUGAAGCAAUGGGGGCAGCCAUUCAAAGGAGGAGAGGCUUAGGUUACACAGCACUAUUGAACUAUUGAACCCGUGCCAUAUAGCCUUUUUAUCAAUUUCCGCCAUUGCUACUCAGCAGCUUGUUUAUAUGAACUAUAGUAGUGUUUCUGAAGCAAACACAUCAGUUUUACCAGUGCAGGGCAACAAUACAUUAUAUUUGCAUUACUUUAAAACACUUUCCUUUUUUGGUGUUACUGUUCCUUUAAGUUCUUUGUCCUUCCGACAUGUCUGCCAUAAAACUUCUACUUAUAUUAGAAAGUUUAUACAUAAGGACUGGAAUAGAAAUGUGAUUACCACUAGUACAUUCUAACCCUGGGAAGUGUUGAUAUAGCACUACUGUUAGGAGGAACUGUCCUAUUGCUAUGCGUAUAUUAGUAUAUUUUUGGGUAAGGAAAGCUGAGCUAUAAAUAAAUCACUCCUAUGAA
This is a messenger RNA of Xenopus laevis (African clawed frog), 3129 nucleotides long. RefSeq names its product provisional ortholog of CDC42 effector protein 2 L homeolog. NCBI's taxonomy places the organism in Eukaryota, Metazoa, Chordata, Amphibia, Anura, Pipidae. Gene Ontology annotation, biological process: positive regulation of pseudopodium assembly; Rho protein signal transduction; positive regulation of actin filament polymerization. Gene Ontology annotation, cellular component: cytoskeleton; cytoplasm; plasma membrane. The record is from RefSeq and is a predicted model, not a curated record. Gene Ontology annotation, molecular function: small GTPase binding. The coding region runs from base 390 to 1094 and encodes 234 amino acids. The transcript has 2 exons.